GACUUCUCGCCCCACAGCCCUGGAAGACGUUCCAAGGGUGUUAGGGGCCCGACUUUUCGGGGCCCAAUCUGAGACUCUGGUUAGAGGAGAAGGAUCCGGACUAACGGCACCUCUGUCUGUAUUUUUGGCUUUCAGAGGGCCCCGGACCUUUGCCACCUCCAUCUGACUUUUUGCUUUCAAUUUGGUACCAAAGCCGUGCAGCACGCCUGUCUGUUGUUUGUUUGACUGUUGGUGUUGUUUGUUUUCUCUGUGUUCUAAUCUUCCUUAGAACUAACAUGGGACAGUCCCUAACAAUGCCCCUAAGUCUCACUCUUGAUCAUUAGAAAGACGUCCACGACCGGGCACACAACCAGUCCGUCGAGGUUAAAAAAAAAAGGAAAAUGGCAGACUCUCUACACAUCCGAGUGGCCCACUUUCGGAGCGGGAUGGCCAGUGAAUGACACAUUUAAUAAGAUCAUUAUUUUACAGGUUAAAGAUCGGGUCGUCCACGGACAUCCUGACCAGGUUCCUUAUAUUAUCACUUGAGAGAGUCUCGCCUUAAAACCCCCCUCCUGGGCGGAACCCUUCCUGGACCCGAAUUGGCCUCCCCUCAACCCCCAGCCUGUCCCCUCGGCCCCGCCCAGUCCGCCGGCCACGUCUUCCUCUCUCUACCUUUGUGAAAUCAGAGCCUUCUAAGAAACCUGUCCUCCCGGCAGACCCAAACUCCCCUCUCAUAGAUCUUCUCUCUGACAGGCCCGGCUGAAACGGAGGAGGCAGAGCCGCCGGCCAGAUCAGUUGCCGGGCCACAGUCUGAUAAGGGUUUCUCCCCUGUCACAGGGAGAUUGCGCAAUAAGCGCGAGGUGAUGCCAGAUUCAACCUCCCAGGCUUUCCCACUUAGACAGGGAACCGGUGGCCAGACCCAAUACUGGCCGUUUUCAGCAGCUGACAUUUACAAUUAGAAACAACACAACCCUUCUUUCUCCAAAGAUCCGGUGGCACUCACCGACCUAAUAGAAUCUGUUUUACUUACCCACCAGCCUACUUGGGAUGACUGCCAACAGCUCUUACAGGCCCUCUUGACCUCAGGGAAAAAAAACAAAAAACAAAAAAAAAAAAAACAAAGAGUGUUCCUAGAGGCCAGAAAGCAUGUUCUGGGAGAUGAUGGGCGUCCCACCCAGCUGCCUGAGGACCAAACUGGGAUUUUAAUACAGCUGAAGCCCUUCUCUGAGGGCCCAUUUACAGGCCCUACAGAUUGUGCAGAGAGACGUCUGGAGACCUUUGGCCGCUGCUUACCAGGACAAGCUUGAACAUCCGGUGGUGCCACACCCGUUCCAGAUUGGAGACACCGUGUGGGUGCGCAGACACCAGACCAAGAAUCUCGAGCCACAGUGGAAAGGACCCUACACCGCCCUCCUGACUACCCCGACCGCCCUAAAGGAAGGAAGAACCUCUCAAGAUGUCUUCCAGUAACGACCCCACUGUAAUACCAAUGACAGAAAGACGUCACAGUGACCUUCCCGAAACAAACACCAGUGACCCGGAGACACUGACUGGAGAGGCUGUUGUGUUGAGUUUUCACAACAUCAGCUACAUAGAAACAGUGCAGAGCGGCUUUCCACUUUGUCAGAAGACACGUGUGAUGGAAAGACUGUCCAGCAUCAGUGGGAUCAUGGGACCAGGCCUCAAUGCCAUAAUGGGACCUCAGGAUGGGAGCAGAUCUCUGUUAUUAGAUGUCUUAGCUGCAAGGAGAGAUCCAAGUGGAUUAUCAGGAGAUAUUUUGGUAAACGGUAAACCUCGACCUGCUAAUUUCAAAUGUACAUCUGGUUAUGUACCACAUAAUGAUGUGGUGUGGGGCACAGUGACCGUGAGAGACAAUUUAGAGUUCUCAGCAGCUCUCCGUCUUCCAAUGACUAUAACAAGAGAUGAAAAAAGAAGGAGGAUCAAUGAGGUGCUUGAACUUCUUCAUCUGGAUGAAAAACAAAAUACCAAGCCUAGAUCCAAAGAACUCAGGAAAAGGACCAGUAUAGCAGUGGAGCUGAUCGCUGACCAUCCCAUUUUGUUCUUGGAUGAUCCCACCACUUACUUAGACUUUACAACUACGACUUAUAUCAUAUCAGUCCUGAGAAGGAUGUCGAUGAAGGGAAAGACAAUCAUCUUCUCCAUCAAUCAGCCUCAGUACUCCAUCUUCAGAUUCUUUGAUAGCCUCUCCUUAGUGGCUUCAGGAAAACUCAUGUUUCAUGGACCUGCACGGGACGCUCUGGAGUACUUCACAUCUGCGGGUUACCCUGCAGACUUCUUCCUGGACAUCAUUAAUGGAGGUUUCUGUGACACAGAGGAAGAUGGCCAUGAAGUUGGAAACUAUGAAGAACUUUUUGAGAGACAAUAUCAAGCCACAAAAAAAUUGGUCAAUAUGUAUGCCCAGUCCCGCUUACACAGUGACACAAGAGCCAGACUGGAUCAAAUCUUGGGGCAACAGCAGCUGGACAGGAACUCAGCUGUGGAGACCACAUGUGCCACCCCUUUCUGGCAUCAACUCAUGUGGAUUACCUAUCAAUCAUUCAAAAAUAUCCGGGGUUUUCUACUGGUCACUGUGAUUCAGGCUGUUAUCAAAGUCACACUGGCAGCACUGGUAGGCAUCACUUUCCAGUUCCUGGAAAAUGAUUGUAAUGAAGUCCAGAUAAGAGCCGGCCUCCUUUACCUGCUCACAAUCUUCCAGUGCAUCGCAAGUGUGGGUGUAGGCAAGCUCUUUGUGAUUGACAGGGAUCGCUUUCUACAUGAGCACACCAGUGGAUACUACAGAAUGUCAUGCUAUUUCUUUGGGAAAUUGCUGGCUGACCUAAUACCCAGGAGGCUGUUGCCAAGUACUAUAGUACUCAUAACAUACUUCAUAGCAGGAGGAAGAAUGAGCAUGAGCUCUUUCUUUGCUAUGCUAUUUACCGUCAUGAUGCUGGAUUUUUCUGUCAGCUCCCUACCACUGUCUAUAGGAGCCGGGAAGAAUGCAGUGGCUGUCCCAAAACUGCUUGUGACCAUCUACUUUGUGUUCAUGCUGUUUUUUUCAGGUUUAUCACUAUAUUCUGGAAGCCUCCCACCUCAGCUCUCAUGGAUUCAAUACUUUAGCAUUCUUCAUUAUGGCUUUAAGGCUUUGCUGCACAAUGAGUUCCUUGGACAAAACUUCUGUCCAGAAGACACGAUGGAAGAACUCAGUAGAUGCCAUAACUAUGUAAUAUGUGCUGGUGAAGAAUUCUUGGCGAUCCAGGGCAUCGAUCUCUCAUCGUGGGGCUUCUGGGAGAAUCACCUGGCUUUAGCUUGUAUAAUGAUUAUCCUCUUAACAAUUACCUAUGUGCAGUUAUUACAGGUUAAGACAUUAGAAGUUCUUAGAUCCCGGGGGAGGAAUUUUCUUCAGUUGUUUAACUAAAUACCAAAGUAUCUUCUGUAUGUCUGUAAUUGUAUUCCUGGACAAAUGCUACAUCCAGCCUGACCCAGAGAGGAUCCCUCUGCUGUGAACACUGAUGAACGUAGAGACUCAUGGCUGCUCACAGUACAGGGCUAAGGGACACUCCAGUGCUUAUCUCCAACAGGACACCUAUUGCGUGCCCUCUAUAGCUCAGAGCAUUGUACAGUAGAAAGAGUGCAGGAGCCAGAAUAUGAGAAGAAGGAGUGGAAAUGCAAUAUUGUGGUCCUGCACAGCCAAGGCAACCAUGGUCUGUGUCUCAACUCUACGGCUACCUACAGAAGACUGGAUCCCUCAUCAGCACAGAAGGAGCAGAGGAGAACUCAAUGGGUCCAUCCCCCAUUCUGCUCAACUAUUGGCUACUGGAAGAUCAUGGGGGAGAGGCAGUCAUUGAUUUCACAUGUAUGUUCACAUUUGAGCCUAGAGACUCCAGUGGAAAGUCCGAAACACUCUGAUCCCACACACAGCCCUGUUUAAACUCUGUGGGUCAUAAGACAAAGAUGUGGGUGUGAGAAAGAGACUUGUAAAGAAGAGUAUUUGAAGGGAGUGUAAGGAAAAUGAGAGAGGUGGACGGAGGGGGAAAUGGCUGAAAUGCAUUAUAUAUGGAAUUGUAUAUUUUUAAAAAUAAAAUUAUAGAAAAGCAA
This is a messenger RNA of Rattus norvegicus (Norway rat), 4074 nucleotides long. Lineage: Eukaryota; Metazoa; Chordata; Mammalia; Rodentia; Muridae. The record is from RefSeq and is a predicted model, not a curated record.